Molecule: messenger RNA, 1380 nt
Organism: Arachis ipaensis
Lineage: Eukaryota; Viridiplantae; Streptophyta; Magnoliopsida; Fabales; Fabaceae
Source: RefSeq, a predicted model, not a curated record
AUGGCGCGCAUAGACACUGACGUGAUGGCUCGAUUGGGGUCUGCAUUACAUACUCCUCCUCGUCAUCAUCUUCAGAAGAACCGCUCCCGUUGCUAUCGACAACAUACUCCUCGUCUAAGUCCUCACCGUCAACAAUACUCCUUGUCUGAGUCCUCACCGUCAAUGUCCAUGUCUUCCACUGGACAAGCAACGUGUAGCGGUGAUGUUCUCCAUGGUCAAAACGCUGAUGAAGUUCUAGCCAGAUUACGUGCUAAUCAUGGUGGUAAACGUUAUCAAGUCACAAGAAUUGUGGAGGAAGUACUUAAUCGAGUCAGUCUGGAUGUUGGUUUUAUGAAUCGACCUCACUUUGUGUCUGCUUUCUCUCAAGUUGUCCAGAUGGCCGAAGUGCCAAGAGGGGUGAAAAAUUCAAAAAUAAUUACAAAAUUUGUAGGGGAAGUUAGAGAGUCAACUACUGAACAUGUCGCUCGAUAUUUGGUUGAGAUUGGGAAUUUAGCCAAUGAUGAGAAUUUGAAAAUAAUUUUUUUUCCUUCUUCGUUAACGAAGAAUGCGUUUACUUGGUUUUCGAAUCUCAGGCCAAAUUCGAUAACGACAUGGAAUCAGUUAGAAACUGCUUUUCAUGCUCAAUUUUAUCGAGGAGAAAUGAAUGUGGCAGUUACUGAUCUGGUUGCUUUGAAACGUCAAGAUGGUGAAACAAUUGAUGAUUAUAUGAUACAUUUCAAAAAUGUUAGAAGUACAUGCUAUGUUUCAUUACCCGAGAAUGAAGUUGUGAAAAUAGCAAUUAUGGGGCUAGGAUUUUAUAUGCGCCGAAAGUUGCUUAAUAUGCAUAUCCCCGAUUUAGCCCAUUUGGCUGAAAAGGUCCAUCAGACCAAACUCAUGAAAAAGGAGAAGGAGAAGUAUAGGAGUGAGCAUAGAUCAAAGAGUAAACCUUUUACCCGAAAAGAAAAAGUUGCUUAUGUAACUAUGGAGUCCUCAGAGGAGGAACUCGAUUUCGAAGCAGAAGUCGAUUGGGCUGAACUUAAGAAGGGCCCUUCAUAUAUUUUUGAUGUGUUGCUCAAAGAUAAACAGUUAAUUUUGCCUGAUGGUAGAACUUUACUUUCGGUGAAAGAUUUGAAAGGGAAACCUUAUUGUAAAUUUCACCAAGCAACCAGUCAUUCGACUAACAGUUGUGUUCGUUUCAGGGACUUAAUUCAGGAAGCUAUAAUGGAGGGACGGUUAAAGUUUGAUGAUGGCAAUAAGGAAAUGAAGGUUGAUGUUGAUCCCUUCGAUGCUGAUGCUAGCUUUAUCGAACCAUGUUUCGGGGUGAAUAUGGUUGGCAUGUCUUACGACUUUGACGUGGUUCUUGAUGAUUUUGAAUCACAAGUUAAAUCUGUGUACCCUUGA